CACUAUAACCAGGAGAUGCCAGAUCUAAACUGCACCUACAGACCACCACCGGUAAAGUGCAAUGGCUUUGAUCCAAGGGCUUUCCGCUGGGCUCAGACUAUGAGGCUGGCGGUAGAGGAGAUAAACCAAAGUACAGAACUAUUGCCCAAUUUCACCCUUGGGUACAAAAUCUUUGAUUCAUGUGCAUAUCCACUGACUGGACAGCGAGCUGCUCUGGCUGUGCUGAAUGGGCUGAGUGAGGACAACUCUCCUAUGUGCAGCAGUGCCUCUCCUCUCCUUGCUAUAAUUGGAGAAUCUGGCUCUGCUCAGUCUAUUGUGGUGUCAAGAAUCUUGCAGCCAUUCAAAAUUCCAAUGAUCAGCUACUUUUCUUCAUGUGCAUGUCUCACUGACAGAAGAAAAUAUCCCACCUUCUUCAGAGUUAUCCCUAAUGAUGACUAUCAAGUGAAAGCCAUUGCUCAGCUGCUUGUACGCUUCAACUGGACUUGGGUUGGGCUGGUACGCGGGGACCAUGAAUAUGGGCGCUUCGCUGUCCAAGGUUUACUAAGAGAAUUACAGGGUACUGCAGUGUGUGUAGCAUACCAAGAAAUGAUCCCUCUGCUCUACAGUCGCCAGAGGGCCCUGGAGAUCAUGCAGGUGAUGCGUGGCUCUUUGGCAAAAGUGGUGGUGGUAUUCUCAGCCGAGGGGGAGAUGACACCAUUCUUGAGGGACUACAUGACACAAAACAUCACUGGAAUCCAGUGGGUGGCUAGCGAGGCCUGGGUCACAGCAUCUAUCUUUACAGGGAAUGAGUAUUACCCCUACCUAGGGGGCACCAUUGGGUUUGCCAUCAGAAAAGGUCAUAUCUCCAGACUCAGUGACUAUCUGCAGACAGUCAACCCUCAGAUGUAUCCCAAUAAUGUCCUAGUUAAGGAGCUGUGGGAGGCCCUGUAUGGUUGCAGCCCUUCUUUGUCACCUGGCUCCCAGUUGCCGCCCUGCUCAGGGCAGGAGUCUCUGUUGGAGCAGCAUUCAGCCUACACGAAUACAUCCAGCCCUAGAGUGGCUUAUAAUGUCUAUAAAGCUGUAUAUGCAAUUGCUCAUUCCUUGCACAACCUCCUUCUCUGUCAACCAGGCAGUGGCCCUUUCCAAAACAACUCAUGUGCUCAAAGCAACAACAUACACCCCUGGCAGCUCCAGUACUACCUCCAGGAAGUGACAUUUAAAAUUGCUGGGGAGGAAGUGAACUUUGAUCUGAAGGGCGACACCAUACCCUAUUAUGAUAUUCUCAACUGGCAGAGAGGCACAGGCGGGAACAUUGAAUUUGUCAGCGUGGGGUUGUUUGAUGGAACCAAGCCUGCCGGGCAAGAGCUAGUGAUCCAGGAGAACCGGAUAAUGUGGGCAGGGCAUCAGAGUGAGGUACCAGUGUCUAUGUGCAGCACCAGCUGUCUUCCAGGGUUUCGGAAGGCUGUCCGUCGUGGGGAGCCUGUUUGCUGCUUUGAUUGUGUACCAUGUGACAGUGGCAAAAUUAGCAAUCAGACAAAUUCAAUAGAGUGCAUAUUUUGCCCUGAGGACUUCUGGUCAAACAACAACAGAACAGCCUGCAUCCCCAAGAAGGUGGAGUUCCUGGACUAUGAUUCCUUGGGUAUAGCCCUGACAGUCAUCGCUGUGGUGGGUGCCUGCCUCACUAUAGUUGUCUUUGCAGUAUUUUUCUACCACAGAAACACUGCCAUUGUACGUGUGAAUAACUCUGAACUUAGUUACUUUAUCCUUUUUGCUCUGACUCUGUGUUUCCUGUGUUCCCUGGUGUUCAUUGGUGAGCCAACAACUUGGUCGUGCAUGCUGCGUCACACUGCCUUUAGCAUCACAUUUUCACUCUGCAUUUCCUGCAUCCUGGGGAAGACUCUGGUGGUGUUGGCUGCUUUCACUGCCACCAGGCCAGGAGACAACAUCAUGAAGUGGCUGGGGCCUAAGCAACAGAGGGCCAUUAUCUUCAGCUGCACUCUGGUUCAAGUGGUUAUCUGUACUGCCUGGCUCAUUGAUGCUCCCCCUUUCCCAUCCCGAAAUACACAAUACAAACGCUCAAAGAUCAUACUGGAAUGUAGUGUGGGCUCCAGCCUGGCAUUCUGGUGCGUUCUGGGAUAUAUAGGUCUACAGGCUUGUCUGUGCUUUGUACUGGCUUUUUUGGCACGUAAGUUGCCGGGAAACUUCAACGAGGCCAAGUUUAUCACUUUUAGCAUGCUGAUCUUCUGUGUCGUAUGGCUAGCAUUCAUCCCUGCUUAUAUCAGUUCCCCUGGGAAUUAUGCGGAUGCAGUGGAGUCAUUUGCCAUUCUAGCUUCCAGCUUUGGCUUGUUGUUUUGCCUGUUUGUUCCAAAAUGUUACAUUAUUUUACUGAAGCCAGAGAAGAAUACAAAACAACAUCUAAUGGGAAAAGAAAAGAAGUAACAUGCUGUGAAUUAAUCUUUGAAUAUAUUUGAGAUUUCUAUUCAAUGUUGAAUAUUAUGUAUAAUUUGUUUGACAAAUUAUGAUUUAUUUCGGGUUUGUGUUGACAUGGGUUGUAAUGGUUGCAUGCAAAUGAUACUGCAGCACUGCAAUUGUUGAAAAGUGUACAAGAAAAUAAAUACGU
Epinephelus lanceolatus (giant grouper) is the source of this 2599-nucleotide messenger RNA. RefSeq names its product extracellular calcium-sensing receptor-like. Gene Ontology annotation, molecular function: G protein-coupled receptor activity. Gene Ontology annotation, cellular component: plasma membrane. Gene Ontology annotation, biological process: G protein-coupled receptor signaling pathway. Lineage: Eukaryota; Metazoa; Chordata; Actinopteri; Perciformes; Serranidae. The record is from RefSeq and is a predicted model, not a curated record.